CACCCACUCGGCCUAUAACUUCGUCUCAGUCUGUUCAGUUAUCCCCUAAACAGAAGAAAAAAAGAAAAACCGAGAAAAAUCAAAGAAAUUGAAUUCUGUGUCUGUGAUUGAUCGCCAUCGCCAUGGAUUCUUAUCGCGAUGAGGAAGGAGAGCCGAUUAUGGACUAUGACGACAUUCAAUCGGACCCCGGUUCGCCUGAGCCACGGCAAGACCUUCUCGAUGACGUGGAGGAUGACAUGGGAGAUUGGGGCCAACGAGAACGAUCGCAGACGCCGGUUUACGAUACCGAUAAGGUUGGGAAGCCGAGAAAAAGGCUAGUCAAGAAGGGAGGAUCUAUGGGAAAAGAGAGUACGGAUGCCCCGGAGUUUUUAGAUGAGGACGAAGAGGCCAAUUUUGGGAGGGAAGGGUCGGAGUCGGAUGCGAAGAAGAGGAAUAAGAAGGAGAAGAGGCACAAGGAGAAACAUUAUGGGGGUGGUGGUGAGAAAGGAACUGUUAAAAGGUUGGGGAAGUCAGAGGAAGUGAAUGAGAUGUGGGAAUGGGUUAAUCCUGAGAAUGAUCAAGAGGGUACCAGGACUAUGGAUGAUGAUGACUUCAUAGAUGACAGUGGCGUCGACCCUGUGGACAGAUAUGGGAGCGACAAUGAAGCAAGGUCGCCUGGUGCUGCCCCUCAGGCAGAGGAAGAUGAUGAGGAUCCGGAGAUUAAGGAGUUAUUUAAGAUGGGUAAAAAAAGGAAGAAGAAUGAGAAAAGUCCCGCAGAAAUUGCAUUGCUAGUCGAGAGUGUCAUGGCUGAGCUUGAGGUAACCGCUGAAGAAGAUGCAGAGCUUAAUAGACAGGGGAAGCCUGCGAUUAAUAAACUCAAGAAGUUGCCUCUUCUUACUGAGGUUCUCUCAAAGAAGCAGCUUCAACCAGAAUUCUUAGAUCAUGGAGUUUUAACCUUGUUGAAAAAUUGGCUUGAACCCCUUCCCGAUGGAAGCUUACCAAAUAUAAAUAUCCGUGCAGCUAUUUUGCAGAUUUUGACUGAUUUUCCAAUUGAUCUAGAGCAGCAUGAUAGAAGGGAGCAGCUAAAAAGAAGUGGUCUUGGAAAGGUCAUUAUGUUUUUAUCAAAAUCUGAUGAGGAAACCACUUCCAACAGGAAACUUGCCAAGGAUUUGGUUGAUAAAUGGAGUAGACCAAUCUUUAAUAAGAGCACAAGGUUUGAGGACAUGAGAAAUGUUGAAGAUGAUAGGGUUCCCUUGCGAAGGCCAUCUGUGAAAAGGCCUGCAAAUAGAGCUGCAUCAAUGGAAUCUAGAGAUGGUGACUUUGAUUUGGAUAUUUCUCGGGACCACAAGUCUAGUCGGUCAUCGUCAGGUCAAAAUGCUUCAAGGUCAGAAUCUUCUUCAAGGCUGCAUGCUUCAAGGCCAGAUGCAACACCAAUGGAUUUUGUUGUGCGUCCCCAGUCUAAGAUUGAUCCAGAUGAAAUUAGAGCUCGUGCAAAACAAGUUGUACAAGAUCAGCGACGUUUAAAGAUGAAUAAGAAGUUGCAGCAGUUGAAAGCACCGAAAAAGAAGCAGCUGCAGGCAACUAAACUUAGUGUUGAGGGUCGUGGUAUGCUUAAGUACCUGUAAAUGAUACCCAAAUUGGCAUUGGCAUGAAAGAAGGAUGCACUGUAUUUUUCUCUAAAGAUAGCUACUUCAUGUAUCUUGAUUCAAAUGUUUCUGUUUUUCAUCCAACCGGACCAAAUUAUUGAGAGUCGUUCACCAUCCAAAAAAAUCUUCAUUGGACCAUCUUCACAUUUCAUUAUAUUUUGACUCGGAAAAAUGUGUUCAGUUCAAAUAAAUAUGUUAAUGCAA
Durio zibethinus is the source of this 1829-nucleotide messenger RNA. It is a transcript of the gene IWS1, whose product is annotated as Transcription elongation factor (TFIIS) family protein. Lineage: Eukaryota; Viridiplantae; Streptophyta; Magnoliopsida; Malvales; Malvaceae. Gene Ontology annotation, biological process: brassinosteroid mediated signaling pathway; regulation of DNA-templated transcription elongation. The record is from RefSeq and is a predicted model, not a curated record.